Anguilla rostrata (American eel) is the source of this 3429-nucleotide messenger RNA. RefSeq names its product cereblon (gene crbn). The coding region runs from base 38 to 1405 and encodes 455 amino acids. Gene Ontology annotation, biological process: protein ubiquitination. Gene Ontology annotation, cellular component: Cul4A-RING E3 ubiquitin ligase complex. NCBI's taxonomy places the organism in Eukaryota, Metazoa, Chordata, Actinopteri, Anguilliformes, Anguillidae. The record is from RefSeq and is a predicted model, not a curated record. The transcript has 11 exons.
GACAUGCUACCGCUCUUUGUCAGUGGGUAUACAGUCUAUGGUUGUAGUUAAGCAGCUGGGUAUGGCCGACGAGGGGGGAGGAGGCAACAACGAUAACAACAACAUGGGAAAUCACUUACAGUUAUUGCCUGAAAGUGAAGAGGACGACGAGGAUGACAUGGAAACGGAAGAUCGGGAUAGCGAGGACGCAGAAAAGCCAAAUAUCAUCAACUUCGACCCAAGUCUUCCAACCUCCCAUGCUUACUUGGGUGCGGACAUGGAAGAGUUUCAUGGUCGCACGGUACAUGACGACGAUAGCUGCCAGACAAUCCCAGUACUGCCGCAUAUGGCCGUGAUGCUUGUUCCUGGACAAACCUUGCCCCUGCAGCUCUUCAGGCCACACGAAGUCAGCAUGAUGCGCGGCCUCAUCCAGAGGGAUCGCACGUUCGCUGUGCUUGCAAGUGUUAGUGAUGCGGGGGAGCAGCAGGCAGAGUUCGGCACCACGGCAGAGAUCUACGCCUACCGCGAGGAGCAAGAGUACGGCAUCGAGACGGUGAAAGUGAAGGCCGUGGGCCGGCAGAGGUUCAAGGUGCACGAAAUAAGGACUCAGGCGGAUGGGAUCCGACAGGCUAAGGUUCAGAUCCUGCCGGAGAGGAUUCUCCCGGACCCCCUUUCUGCGGUGCAGCUCACCCCCCUGUCCAGGCUCCACACGCACCCCUCCUCCAGACCCCCCUCGGAGCACUGCCGGCAGGUCCAGCGUUGGCGGGACACCUACCAGAAGCGGAAGUUCCAUUGUGCGAAUGUGACAUCAUGGCCUGCCUGGGUGUACUCACUGUAUGACUCGGAAAUUCUGAUGAACAGAGUGAAGAGACAGUUGCACGAGUGGGAUGAGAACCUGAAGGAUGAUUCCCUCCCCACAAACGCUAUAGAUUUCUCCUACAGAGUGGCGGCCUGCCUGCCCAUUGACGAUGCCCUGCGCUUCCAGCUCCUGAAGAUCGGCAGCGCCAUCCAGAGGCUGCGCUGCGAGCUGGACAUCAUGGAUCGGUGCACCUCCCUGUGUUGCAAGCAGUGCCAAGACACAGAGAUAACCACCAAAAAGGAGAUCUUCAGUUUGUCUUUAUAUGGGCCAAUGGCUGCCUAUGUGAACCCUCAUGGAUACGUGCAUGAAACACUGACCGUGUACAGGGCCAGCAGUCUCAACCUGGUUGGACGACCAUCCACACUUCACAGCUGGUUCCCCGGGUACGCCUGGACCAUCGCCCAGUGCCGGACCUGCAGCUCUCACCUGGGCUGGAAGUUCACCGCCACUAAGAAGGACCUGUCCCCCCAGCGCUUCUGGGGUCUGACCCGCUCAGCCCUGCUGCCCCGCAUCCCCAAAUCUGAGGGCGAGGAGGGAGAAGAGGGCUCCCGGCUGCUCUGCCUGUGAACCGGGGAACCCCUGCCGCUUCCCCGGUGACCCAAAACAAAGGGGUGUGCCCACCCAUCCCCAGAUCCAAAAUGGUGGGGGGGGGGGGGACACCACUAGUCCACAAAAUAGGUGUAUCUGUUUUAGAGUCAUGAACACUGUGCUGUUUUUCCCUAGUCUGUUACGGCAUAUUGCACUUUCGGCCACUGAGGCUGAAGCUGAUCUGCAGGGUUGGGUCCACUGAAAGCAAUAGGUGUCCUGAUAUGUGCCUGUGAGCACUGCCGUGCUCCUUAAGGCUUGAUGUGGGAGCAAGAAAACUGAAAUAUUGUCUGUCACAGUCACCGUCCACCCAUAGCAUGGUAACCCUCUCAGCCCUCGGCUGAAUAUACAGUGUUCAGCUGGUCAUGUAUCCACUAGGGAACCGCACCGGAGGCUGGGGUUGCUUGACCCCCAUUCACAGCCCUUUCUUUCCCCUGUCCCAGUAAGUGUGCUGGUGUCUUGUCGACCUCUGUGACUGCAUGCACGUUCAGGUCGGGCAUGAAAAUUGGCUAGACACAUGCUUUUUGUGGGAGAUUUUUCAACGUUUAACAGUAUGUGAUUUUACCUUGUUUUCGCUGUUGUCAUAUAUUUCUGAGCCAUAUUGGAUCAUGUGAAACACAGAAAAUAUAUAUCUGCAAAUACGUAUUUAGUUAACUGUGGGAGUUUACUGUAUUGCAAUACAUUGUGCCUCUGAAUAAAUGUCAGAAACAGUAUAUAUACGAAGUGCAAAAUGUGAGGUAUGGAUUUUAAUAAGUUUCCAAAUAUACUGUGUACAUUAGAAACUGUUGAUUAUGGCCACUUUCAUAUAUAUAUAUAUAUAUAUAUAUAUAUAUAUAUAUAGAAAUUGUAACAAAUUAUACUAUAUGCUCUAAAAACAUUCAUACAGCUUCAUACAUUAUAUUGUGGCAAUAACGUACAUUUAAAUAUUCUGUAUGUUCUAAAAAUAUAGUUUGAACUAUGUUCCUAAUAUUUUGGCUGUUAUAUUUUGGUGUUUAUGGUGGGAGAAUGAGGUUUCAAAUAUUAGCAGAGCAACAUAAGUGGUCACUGAAUUGACUGCCUUGCCCAUGAGAGGACAAAGCUUUCCACUGGUUCAGAGAUGCUAAUGAUUGUCAGCUCAGUGUUGUUCUGACUGUUCAUUAAGCCUUACUGUCCUAUCCCUGCUGUUCUUUACGUUUAUCAGAAUGGGUACCUCGGUAUACUGGCAUAUCUUCAGGGCUUUGGGCUUCAUAAAUGGUCUCCUACAGCUGGACUUUAGGCAUUGGGUCAGAUCUGAUGUUCAAACUGACCCAUGUGAAUUUACUAGCUUUGCAGAGAUAUUGUUGGUGAAAGAAUUUAAGGAGUGAAUGUAUAUUUUCUCCCUAUUUUUUUUAUUUUUUUAUCUCUCUUUAUUGUUUUUGCGCAGAUAAAAGUGAAUGUUUUUUAAAUGAUGUAGCUCUUGUAAAUAAUGGACCCUUGACUGCACACAUAAUCAGAUGUUGCCAUGAGUUAUUUAUAGAGAAAUUGUCCUUUCUUCCAUGUGUCGGUUCUCAGAAGAAAUUCGGAGCUAAAUAAGUGAGCUUGUGGCAGUUACACUUCAUCGUAAUUGCUGUUUGCCUCAUGUCAGAGUCAAUGGGAAAUGUUCUUUUUCUGUUCUUUUCAUGUACCUGAAAAUGACUAUAACACAAAUGGGGUGCAGCAUAGAGCAAAAAGGAAGAGGAGAACAUGGAGGGCAAAAUAGGCUGAUUUGCACUGAAAAUUUGAGCUGCAUUUGCUGAAUCAUUGAAGAGCUUUUCUUUAAAUCCCAAAUAAAAUCUGACGUCAUUCGCCCUAAAAUGGCAGGGCCAAGUCAGGCACCCUUGGCUGAUGCCCAUUUGUGUUUAAGAGGUGAACAGCUGAAAUGUGCCCUCUGACAGGAAGCGUAAGGAGCUUUUUGGGCAGGGGGAAAUUGAUGCCAUUGGAAUGACAACUCCACAUUGUGAAGUCUUGCAUCUCAUGCUGCUUUUCCCAGUAAAGUCUACUGCAAAUCA